This is a messenger RNA of Closterium sp. NIES-65, 1563 nucleotides long. The record is from the annotation of a GenBank genome assembly. Lineage: Eukaryota; Viridiplantae; Streptophyta; Zygnematophyceae; Desmidiales; Closteriaceae.
AUGGACGAUCCCACGGAUGCUCCAGUCAACCCCCCAGAAGCUCCCCAUCAGGGCUCCGCCUCCCCUCCCCCGUCCCGCGGGUCUCCCGACCGUCCACUCCCCACGCCUCCUGGCCAUCCAUCCAACGGCCCCCAGCCUCCGAGGAGUCCUCAUCCACCCAACGGCUCGCCUCCUCCUGCUGCAGCUGAUAUUCCCGUUCCAAAGCCACCGCACGUGCCUGGCGGUCCCACCACCCCUCCUCCCUCUGGCGUUCCGUCUGUUCCCACACCGCCCCCUGAUGUUCCUCCUACCCCUGCUCCUCCCACUGAUGGAAACGUUGUUCGUGCUCCCUCUGACGGCUCUACCACCCCCGUUUUCCCUCCUGGCGGCCCAACCACCCCCGUCCCCCCGCCUGACGGCUCUACCACCCCCAUUCCCCCGCCUGAUGGCGCCACCACCCCUCCUCCUCCUGAUAGUCCUCCUGACGGCGCAACCACCCCUGCCCCUUCCUCAACCUGCGUCAUGGAUCAAGGGGCCGUGCAGGCAGCCCUCUCAUGGGCAUGUGGCGCUGGUGGCGCAGACUGCUCCGCCAUCCAGCCUGGCGGCGCAUGUUACGAGCCGAAUACACUCGCCGCGCAUGCGUCUUACGCAUUUAAUAAGUACUAUCAGCAGCGCGCGCACGCGCCUGGGACCUGCUUCUUUGGAGGGACGGCUGUGGUGGUGCCGGCGCUGCCUGACUACUCGCCUGAGACUGGAGGCUGCAAGUACCCUGAGGGGAAUGCUCACACCACAAUUGUCGUCAUGAAGCCGCUUGUGUACGCCAUCCUCCUGCCCGUCCUCCUCGGCACUCUUGAUUCCGCGCUCGCGCGACUGAAGAGGGCGCGCCCCAAGCGCGCAAGCCCCGCGGUGUUCAUGGGCGGACAGCCAUGGUAUCCUCCCCCGCAACGGUUCCGCCCCAAGCGCGCCAGCCUCGCUCACCCGCUGCUAGACCAGCGCGACCCGUCUCCGCGGAGGCUCCGCCCCAAGCGCGCCAGCAUCGUGCACCCGCUGUUAGACCAGCGCGAUCCGUCUCCGCGGAGGCUCCGCCCCAAGCGCGCAAGCAUCGCGCACCCGCUGUUAGACCAGCGCGAUCCGUCCCCGCGAAGGUUCCGCCCCAAGCGCGCCAGCCUCGCGCACCCGCUGCUAGACCAGCGCGAGCCGUCUCCGCGGAAGUUCCGCCCGAAGCGCGCCAGCCUUGUUCAGGCUACUGAGAGCGCCCCGAGUGCUCCGCGGAUGUUGCGCGGAGGAGGCUACGAAAUACUCCGCGAUGAGCCUGUGGCUCGUUAUAGCACGACUGAUUACUACACUUCGGAUUGGUACACUCCCGAGUCGUCGUACUGGACUGACCCCUAUGGGGGGCUAUAUGAUUAUGGCAGCGAUUCUAGCUCUUACGGCGAUUUCUACGGUUCUUAUGGGUCUGGAUACGAUACUGAUUGUUCUGGAUACGAUACUGUUUGGUCUGGAGAUGGUACCGACUCGUCUGGAUACGAUAUUGAUUGGUCUGAAUAUUAUGAUUGGUUAAACGCGUACAAGUUCGGACUGUAG